Molecule: messenger RNA, 4037 nt
Organism: Colossoma macropomum (tambaqui)
Lineage: Eukaryota; Metazoa; Chordata; Actinopteri; Characiformes; Serrasalmidae
Product: NACHT, LRR and PYD domains-containing protein 12-like
Exons: 13
Coding region: 196-3405 (1069 amino acids)
Molecular function (GO): protein binding
Source: RefSeq, a predicted model, not a curated record
ACAGUUAAAGAGAAAGCUCUGCACUUCCUUCUCAGAGAACUAAACGAGUACAAACCGGUUUUAGUGAAAAUCAAACUCCGCAGCUGUCUAGUGAAGAGAGGAAUAAGGAAAAAAAAAAGAAAACUUUUGGAAGGAAACACAAAAUUACGGAAGUAUACUUCCUGACUUGACGACCAGAGACUUUUCAGUUAGAAGAUGGAAACGUCCACUCCAACUCACACCGGUGCUGAUCAGACAAAUAUGUCAGCUCAGACAGGAGGAAACAUCUGUGCUCCCGUUCUCCAUGGAAAUAAUAUUCACUCAGUGAUUAUAAAUAAUGUUCAAGGAGGUCAGAUAGUUUCCAGCUCCAGCACCAGUACAGUUCAGGCUGGAGUCUCUUCUGCUCUUGUUGAAAAUUUGGUCGCUGUAUAUAAACAAAAAAUGGAGGAGAGGUUUUGCGAAAUUAAUGAAGGAAUCUCCCAGCAUGGAACAUCAACCCUUCUGAAUGAGAUCUACACAGAGCUCUACAUCAUGGAAGGAGGGAGUGGAGAGGUCAAUAUGGAACAUGAGAUCAGACAGAUUGAGACAACAUCAAAGAAACUAGUAACAGGGGAGAAACCCAUCAGUUGCAAUGACUUAUUUAAAGACAAACCCAUCAGAGCUGUGCUGACUAAAGGAGUUGCUGGAAUUGGAAAAACAGUCUCUGUACAUAAGUUCAUUCUGGACUGGGCUGAAGGAAAAGCAAAUCAGGAUGUUCUCUUCAUAUUUCCACUUCCUUUUAGGGAGCUCAAUUUGAUAAAGGGUGCAUUGAGUCUGAUGGAGCUCCUUCAUAGCCUUUUCCGAAAUGUCGAAGGACUAAAAUCAAUAGACUAUAACGCUUACAAAGUCAUGUUCAUCUUUGAUGGUCUGGAUGAAUGUCGACUUCCUCUAGAUUUCCAGAACAAUGAAAGCCUAUUUGAUGUAACACAAUCAGCCUCCAUUGAUGUGCUGCUGACAAACCUCAUCAAGGGGAAUCUGCUUCCCUCUGCUCUCCUCUGGAUAACUACUCGACCAGCAGCAGCCAAUCAGAUCCCUCCUUACUGUAUUAACCAGGUAACAGAGAUACGAGGGUUCAGUGACCUUCAGAAAGUGGACUACUUCAAGAAGAGAAUCAGUGACCAGAGCCUGGCCAAUACAAUCAUCUCACACAUGAAGUCCUCAAGAAGCCUCUACAUCAUGUGCCACAUCCCAGUAUUCUGUUGGAUUGCAGCCAUUGUUUCAGAGAAAGUGUUGGGUGAAUCAAAGAGUGGAGAGAUCCCCAAGACUCUGACUCAAAUGUUUUCACACUUCCUGAUCAUUCAGAUCAAACACAAGGACCAAAAGUAUCAUGGAAAACAUGACACUGAUCCUCAGCAGACUAGAGAGAUUAUUAUGGCACUGGGAAAACUGGCUUUCCAACAGCUAGAAAAAGGCAAUCUGAUCUUCUAUGAGGAAGACCUGAGAGAGUGUGGCAUUAAUGUCAGAGAAGUGACAGUGUGCUCAGGAGUGUGUACCCAGAUCUUUAGAGAGGAGUUUAAGCUAUACCUGGUGAAGGUGUUCAGCUUUGUUCACCUGAGUGUUCAAGAGUUUCUGGCUGCUUUAUAUGCAUUUCUCUCAUUCAUCAGCAGGGAUAGAACAAAACAGCUAACAGCAGAUCUGUCUGACAUUUUCAAACAGUCCAAAAUGUCAGACUUCCUCAAGUGUGCAGUGGACAAGGCCUUACAGAGUAAGAAUGGACACCUGGACCUUUUCCUCCGCUUCCUUCUGGGCCUCUCAAUAGAGUCCAAUCAGAAUGUCUUACAAGGCCUACUGACACAGACAGGAAGCAACUCUCACAGCAAAGAGGAAACAGUCCAAUAUAUCAAAGAGAAGAUCAGGGAAAAUCCCUCUCCAGAGAAAUCCAUUAAUCUGUUCCAUUGUCUGAAUGAGCUGAAUGAUCAUUCUCUACUUCAGGAAGUUCAAACAUACCUGAAAAGAGAUAUAAUUUUAAAUGAAAUCUUUGAUGAUAAAUUUCAUCUCAGUGGAAUCAGUCUCUCUCCUAGCCAGUGGUCAGCUCUGGUGUUUGUGUUGAUGUACUCGGAGCAAGAUGUGUUUAAUCUGAGUAAAUAUGAUGCAUCAGAUUAUUGCCUUCAAAAGCUGCUACCAGUCAUCAAAACCUCCAGAAAAGCUGAGCUGAACAACUGUAAUCUCACAGAGAAAAGCGGUAAACCUCUUUCCUCAGCUCUUGGCUCAUACUCCUCGAAUCUGAGAGAACUGGACCUAAGUUUCAAUAAACUGCAAGAUUCCAGAGUGGAGCAGCUCUCUGAUGGACUGAAAAACCCACACUGUAAACUGGAGAUACUGAACCUGUACACAUGCAAUCUCACAGGGAAAAGCUGUGCAGCUCUUUCCUCAGCUCUCAGCUCAAACCACUCACGUCUGCGAGAACUGAACCUGAGUAACAAUAAACUGCAGGAUUUAGGAGUGGAGCAGCUCUCUGCUGGACUGAAGAAUCCACAAUGUAAACUGGGGUUACUAGAGCUGUGUGACUGUAAUCUCACAGAGAAAAGCUGUGCAGCUCUGUCCUCAGCUCUCAGCUCAGACUCCUCAAGUCUGAGAGAAUUGAACCUGAGUGACAAUAAACUGCAGGAUUCAGGAGUGGAGGAGCUCUCUGCUGGACUAAAUAAUCCACACUGUAAACUGGAGAUCCUGAAGCUGCAAAACUGUAAUCUCACAAAGAAAAGCUGUGCAGCUCUGUCUUCAGCCUUCAGCUCAAAUUCCUCAAGUCUGCGAGAACUGAACCUGAAUACCAACAAACUGCUGCAGGAUUUAGGAGUCGAGCUGCUCUCUGCCGGACUGAAGAAUCCACACUGUAAACUGGAAACACUGAGGCUGUGUGACUGUAAUCUCACAGAGAAAAGCUGUGCAGUUCUGUCCUCAGUUCUCAGCUCAGACUCCUCAAGUCUGAGAAAACUGAACCUGAGUAAAAAUAAACUGCAGGAUUCAGGACUGGAGCAGCUCUCUGCUGGACUGAAGAAUUCACACUGUAAACUGGAGAAACUACAGCUGUGUGACUGUAAUCUCACAGAGAAAAGCUGUGCAGUUCUGUCCUCAGUUCUCAGCUCAAACUCCUCAAAUCUGAGAAAACUGAACCUGAGUGACAAUAAACUGCAGGAUUCAGGACUGGAGCAGCUCUCUGCUGGACUGAAGAAUCCACACUGUAAACUGAAGAAACUACAGCUGGAUAACUGCAUUAUUACAGGUCAAGGCUGUGCUGUUCUGGCUUCAGCCUUAAAAUCAAACCCCACCUCUCAAUUGGAAGAGUUGAUCAUGUACAACAAUGAACUAGGAUUUUCAGGAAUGAAUCUGCUCAUUGGUCUACAGGAGGAACCACCCUGUAAACGGAUGAAAAUAUAUGCCUGUUCUUGAAAAUGAAUUCAGUGAAACAUAAUCUUUCUCCUCUGGAACCUGCCUACUCAUGCAUGUGAUUGGCUGGAGUCCUGUAAUGAUGCUUACUGUGAUUGCAUGAGGUACUUCUUUGACAGCUGCACCUGACGUCCUCGAGGCUUUCCUCCAUGGUGGCUUGGGACGACUGUUUUUAGAUCAGAACUGCAGCUCAGCAAGAUGUUUGUUUUAUGGCUAGUAUAUUGUCUGUCUUUGUCCGAAAUGUAUUAGCUCAGCUCUACCCCUUGUUCUCUGCCCAAGUACCUAUACUGUUUAGCAGUAAGCUCAUGAUCUUCCUCUGUAACUUUCACUCUUAUGCCGACCAGGGUGUAGGAGUGGCUGCCAUUUUUUUUUUUACUUUUAAAUGUUUUCUAUUGUUUUUGAUAUAGUCUGGGAGUUAGGUAGAUGGUGUGUAUUUGUGUUUCUUUAUUUUGGCAUAGGUAAGUUAGUUCUCUAAAUCCCUAGCUAGCCUGGUUAUGUUUGUUGUGCAUACUCACUCUGUGUUGUGCAAACAAAAGAAUUAACAUGGCUUGAUGUGUUUAAAUGUCAACUGGGUCUCUUUUGUCUUUUUUAUGUUAUGACCAUCACAAACCCCUAGACAGGUCAUAACAGUACUU